Molecule: messenger RNA, 1314 nt
Organism: Clupea harengus (Atlantic herring)
Lineage: Eukaryota; Metazoa; Chordata; Actinopteri; Clupeiformes; Clupeidae
Gene: lbx2
Product: ladybird homeobox 2
Biological process (GO): regulation of transcription by RNA polymerase II
Cellular component (GO): nucleus
Molecular function (GO): sequence-specific double-stranded DNA binding; DNA-binding transcription factor activity, RNA polymerase II-specific
Source: RefSeq, a predicted model, not a curated record
GCGAAUCGACCAGUGGCCAGUACCAAUAUACGUUCCUAAGAUCUUCAUGGAGUUCCUCAGAAGAACUUGGAGAUUCUUAAGGGGAAUACAAUUCGUUUGCCUGUGAGACUGCAACCCACGCCUGAAGCAUGGUGAUUUUAGACAACCAUUUGAGGCAAAAGAAGAUCGAACAUUUUGUCUAAGGUCAGCUAAAGAGGCCAGUAAAGAAGUUUUUAUGAAGAAAGGAAACUCCCGUUACAGUUUUUUCGAACAGUUGAAUGCUAUAAGUAACGUUUGCUGAAAUAGUUUUCCUCGGACUGCGAUGACCUCUAGUAAAGACAUGAAGGCAGGAUCCGUGUUGCAGUCCAGCGGCGAGGAGAGGAGACGGGGUCCUUUGGACCAACUCCCACCCCCGGCAAACUCGAACAAACCUCUCACCCCCUUCAGUAUUGAGGAUAUUUUGAACAAACCGUCUGCGAAGAAAACCGUGGCAAGUCUAUGUCCACCCCGAGUCCUGGAGAAAGUGACCGGCUCGACUGCAGCUAGGAACGGUAUUACCACUCCCUCUUCACCGUUAUGCGCUUUGGAGGAACUAGCCAGCAAAACAUUUAAAGGUCUGGAAGUCAGCCUUAUACAAACAGCAGAAGGUCGAGAGCAUCUGAACGCAUUUGGACAACGACAGGCUUCCAAAAAGAGACGAAAGUCUCGCACCGCUUUUACCAACCACCAAAUCUACGAACUGGAGAAGCGCUUUUUGUACCAGAAAUACUUAUCACCAGCCGAUAGAGACCAGAUAGCCCAACAACUGGGUCUGACCAACGCUCAGGUCAUCACCUGGUUCCAGAACAGACGAGCGAAGCUCAAACGGGACUUGGAAGAGAUGAAGGCGGACGUGGAGUCCUUAAAGAAAAUCCCCCCGCAAACUCUGCAGAAACUGGUGACUAUGGAGGACAUUGACGAUCCCCAGAGUAGUUCUGGGGCCAUCUCUCCCAGCAUUUCCCCCUCUUCGCAAGGACACCGAGCCUUUCCUCAGUCCCCGUCUUCGUCCAGAGGCCAAACCACAGACGAAUUCUCAGAAGAGGAUGAAGAAAUCGAGGUGGACGAUUGAGUUUGGCCCGCAUUUUAAGCGAGGGCCUUUGUUUUUCCCCCACAACUUUUGCACGGACGUUUACUCCAUCGGAGAACUUGAAAAACGAAAAGGAAUUUUCUCUCUGUGCUUCAUAAUUUAUUAAAAGGAUGACAAAAGCUAAAAGGAUGUCGAACUUUCACCUUGAAGACAUUAUUUGAGGAAUACAUUUCUUUCGAUAGGAUGUGAAAGAUACUUAGUGGUUAUGG